This is a messenger RNA of Grosmannia clavigera kw1407, 3591 nucleotides long. RefSeq names its product pyruvate carboxylase. Lineage: Eukaryota; Fungi; Ascomycota; Sordariomycetes; Ophiostomatales; Ophiostomataceae. Gene Ontology annotation, molecular function: pyruvate carboxylase activity; metal ion binding; ATP binding. Bases 1 to 3591 code for a protein of 1196 amino acids. The transcript has 7 exons. The record is from RefSeq and is a predicted model, not a curated record. Gene Ontology annotation, cellular component: cytoplasm. Gene Ontology annotation, biological process: pyruvate metabolic process; gluconeogenesis.
AUGGCGGAUGAAAGCAUUCUUGCCGGCGCUGCCGUCGACACGUUUGAGGAUGUGUUUGACGAGGAGGAGCCUCCCAAGGAGGCUCCUAGCAUCCAGCGCAUUCGCGCCAACUCCACCAUCAUGAGGCUGACCAAGAUUCUCGUCGCCAACCGAGGCGAGAUUCCCAUCCGCAUCUUCAGAACGGCUCACGAGCUUUCGCUCCACACAAUCGCCGUCUUCAGCUACGAGGACCGUCUCAGCAUGCACAGACAGAAGGCCGACGAGGCCUACGUCAUUGGAAAGCGCGGCCAGUACACACCCGUGGGAGCUUACCUUGCUGGCGACGAGAUCAUCAAGAUUGCACUCGAGCACGGCGCGCAGAUGAUUCACCCGGGCUACGGUUUCCUGUCCGAGAACGCUGACUUUGCCCGCAACGUUGAGAAGGCUGGCCUCAUUUUCGUCGGCCCGAGCCCGACCGUGAUCGACGCGCUUGGUGACAAGGUCUCCGCCCGGAGGCUCGCUAUCAACGCCAAAGUCCCCGUUGUUCCCGGAACAGAGGGUGCCGUUGAGACCUUCCAAGAAGUGAAGACGUUCACAGACGAAUACGGCUUCCCCAUCAUCAUCAAGGCUGCCUAUGGCGGUGGUGGCCGUGGUAUGCGUGUCGUCCGGGACCAGGAGUCGCUUCAGGAGGCGUUUGAGCGUGCCACCUCCGAGGCAAAGAGUUCCUUUGGUAACGGCACCGUCUUCGUCGAGCGCUUCCUCGACAAGCCGAAGCACAUUGAAGUCCAACUUCUCGGUGACAACCACGGCAACAUUGUCCACCUGUACGAGCGUGACUGCUCCGUCCAGCGUCGCCACCAGAAGGUUGUCGAGAUUGCUCCGGCCAAGGAUCUUCCGGCAGCUACGCGUGACGCUAUUCUUGCCGAUGCCGUCAAACUGGCCAAGUCUGUCAACUACCGUAACGCCGGUACGGCCGAAUUCUUGGUCGACCAGCAGAACCGCUACUACUUCAUCGAGAUCAACCCACGGAUCCAGGUCGAGCACACCAUCACUGAGGAGAUCACGGGCAUCGAUCUUGUUGCCGCCCAGAUUCAAAUUGCUGCCGGUGCCUCGCUGCAGCAGCUGGGCCUCACCCAGGACCGCAUCUCCACCCGCGGUUUCGCCAUUCAGUGCCGUAUCACAACCGAAGACCCGGCUAAGGGCUUCCAGCCUGACACGGGCAAGAUCGAGGUCUAUCGUUCUGCCGGCGGUAACGGCGUGCGUCUCGAUGGCGGUAACGGUUUUGCAGGCGCUGUCAUUACUCCCCAUUACGACUCCAUGCUUACUAAGCUGUCUUGUCACGGCUCUACCUACGAGAUUGCCCGUCGGAAGGUCCUGCGUGCACUGAUCGAGUUCAGAAUCCGCGGUGUCAAGACCAACAUUCCCUUCCUGGCCUCGCUGCUUACACACCCUGUCUUCAUCGACGGCAACUGCUGGACGACCUUUAUCGAUGACACACCCCAGCUGUUUGACCUGGUGGGCAGCCAGAACCGUGCCCAGAAGCUGCUUCUGUAUCUGGGUGACGUUGCCGUCAACGGCAGCAGCAUCAAGGGACAGGUUGGCGAGCCCAAGUUCAAGGGAGACAUCAUCAUUCCCGAGCUUCUUGACGACAAUGGCAAGAAGAUUGACGUCAGCGAGCCGUCGACCAAAGGCUGGCGCAAGAUCAUUCUCGAGCAGGGCCCCAAGGCCUACGCCAAGGCCGUCCGCGACUACAAGGGCUGCCUCAUCAUGGACACGACCUGGCGUGACGCCCACCAGUCGCUGCUGGCAACACGUGUGCGCACGGUUGACCUGUUGAACAUUGCCCGUGAGACGAGCCAUGCGCUGCACAACCUGUUCAGUCUGGAGUGCUGGGGUGGUGCCACUUUUGACGUGGCCAUGCGCUUCCUGUACGAGGACCCGUGGGACCGGCUGCGCCGCAUGCGCAAGCUCAUCCCCAACAUCCCCUUCCAGAUGCUGCUACGCGGUGCCAACGGCGUGGCCUACUCCUCGCUCCCCGACAACGCCAUCGACCAGUUCGUUGACCAGGCGAAGAAGAAUGGUGUUGAUGUCUUCCGCGUGUUCGAUGCUCUGAACGAUAUCAACCAGCUUGAGGUCGGCAUCAAGGCCGUACACAAGGCUGGUGGUGUCGUUGAGGGCACCGUUUGCUUCUCUGGCGAUAUGCUGAAUCCCACGAAGAAGUACAACCUGCCGUAUUACCUCGAACUGGUCGACAAGCUUGUUGCCCUUGACAUUCAUAUCCUGGGUAUCAAGGACAUGGCUGGUGUGCUCAAGCCGCAUGCAGCCCGUCUUCUGAUCGGCUCCAUUCGCAAGAAGUACCCCGAUCUUCCCAUCCACGUGCACACGCACGACUCUGCGGGCACGGGUGUGGCUUCAAUGGUCGCAUGUGCCGAGGCAGGUGCCGAUGCGGUUGAUGCUGCCACGGACAGCCUGUCAGGAAUGACCUCUCAGCCGAGCAUCAACGCCAUUCUCGCCUCUCUCGAGGGUACCAACCUCGACCCUGGUCUCGAUGUGCGCCACGUGCGCGCAUUGGACACAUACUGGGCACAGCUCCGCCUCUUGUACUCGCCGUUCGAGGCCCACCUUACGGGUCCGGAUCCGGAGGUGUACGAGCACGAGAUUCCUGGUGGUCAGCUCACGAAUAUGAUGUUCCAGGCGUCGCAGCUCGGCCUUGGUUCGCAGUGGGCCGAGACCAAGAAGGCUUACGAGCACGCCAACGAUCUUCUUGGCGACAUUGUCAAGGUCACGCCAACAUCCAAGGUGGUUGGUGAUCUGGCACAGUUCAUGGUGUCCAACAAGCUGAGCGCGGAAGACGUCAAGGCGCGCGCUGGCGAGCUCGACUUCCCUGGAUCUGUUCUGGAAUUCUUCGAGGGUCUGAUGGGCCAGCCGUACGGCGGGUUCCCGGAGCCGCUGCGCACGAACGCACUCCGCGGCCGUCGCAAGCUGGACAAGCGUCCAGGCCUGUUCCUGGAGCCGGUCGACUUUGCCAAGGUCCGGAAGGAGCUGGCUAAGAAGUAUGGUGCGCCAGUGACGGAUUCAGAUGUGGCUUCGUACGUCAUGUACCCGAAGGUGUUCGAGGACUACAAGAAGUUUGUGACGCGGUAUGGCGAUCUGUCAGUGCUGCCGACCAAGUACUUCCUGUCGAAGCCGUUGAUCGGCGAGGAGUUCCACGUGGAGCUGGAGCGCGGCAAGGUUCUGAUCCUCAAGCUGCUGGCAGUUGGCCCGCUGUCGGAGAACACGGGCCAGCGCGAGGUGUUUUACGAGAUGAACGGCGAGGUGCGCCAGGUGACGGUGGACGACAAACAGGCGUCGGUAGAGAAUGUCAGCCGGCUCAAGGCCGACCCGACGGACAGCAGCCAGGUCGGCGCGCCGAUGGCCGGUGUGCUCGUCGAGCUGCGCGUGCACGACGGCAGCGACGUCAAGAAAGGCGAUCCACUUGCUGUUCUGAGCGCCAUGAAGAUGGAAAUGGUUAUUUCUGCCCCACAUGCCGGUAUUGUGUCGCAGUUGAUAGUGAAAGAGGGUGACUCGGUUGACGGCUCAGACUUGGUCUGCCGGAUAACCAAGAAGAGCUGA